CCCAUCUACUUCUUCCUUGCCAGCUCCAUUCGCUAUGGCAGCAUCUCAGUCGUCGAUACUCGCCUUAAUACGGCACCCUUUUGUGCAGACCUUCACCUGGCUCUACCUCAUCUUGCAAGCGGUGCUGAGAUAUGUCUUUUCACCAGCUCCUCCACCUCCCACGGCAACUAAAUCCAACCUUCCCCGAAAGAGGGUUGCGGUCAUCGGUGCAGGCUUGACGGGUGUCUCAUCUGCAGCGCAUUGCGUGGGCCAUGGAUUUGACGUGCAGAUCUUUGAGUCUAGAUCCAAGGAUCGAGGCCUUGGAGGAAUCUGGAGUCGAGUCAAUUCCACCUCAGCCCUUCAGGUACACAGCUUGAUGUACCGAUUCCACCCCUCGGUUCACUACGACAGUGCCUAUCCCACUCAGCAGCAAAUCAAGGAGCAGAUUGUUGAAUUGUGGAAACGCUACGACCUCGAACGACGCACGGUCUUUGACACUCGAGUCACCUCGGUCAAAAAGACGAAGGAUGGUCAAUGGAUCAUCAACAACGACGAGGAGAACUAUGGUCGAUUUGAUGGAGUGCUUACUGCUGUCGGCGUCUGUGGCGAUCCCCAGAUGCCUACAUUGCCGGACCAGGACAAUUUCAAGGGGCAGAUCUUCCACUCGUCAAACUUGGAUGGCAAAGAUGCCAAGGGCAAGAAGAUCUUGAUUGUUGGCGGUGGUGCUAGUGCCAUUGAAGCUCUAGAAUUCGCAGUCAAGUCUGGUGCCGCGGAGAUUGACGUCCUUUCACGCUCAGACAAAUGGAUCAUCCCCCGAAACGUGUUGGUUCAAUCCUUGCUAGCCUUCAAUAUCUUCGGCCAGGAAACUUCGCUCUCCUGGAUUCCCGAGGGGCUGCUCCGCAAGUUCUUCUACCGUGAUCUGCAAGAUAUUGCUCCUACCGACGAUGGAAUCUUCACCCAGACCCCCAUGGCGAACUCGGAACUAUUCAAUCAGAUCCGCGAAGGCAAAGCACACUGGUUCCGGGGCGAUAUUGUUUCCGUGGAGGAGAACGGCGUGCGAUUCAAUCACAGAGCCCAAGGUGUGCCUAAAGGUGGUCCUGGCAAGGAGGGUCUCAUCGAAGGCGACAUCAUCGUUAUGGCGACUGGGUUUAAGCGACCCUCUCUGACUUUCCUCCCCGAUGAAGUCUUUGAAGAGCCAUACAGCCCCCCGGACUGGUAUCUGCAGGUCUUCCCGCCCAAGUACCCCGACAUUUGCGCCAACAACAGCACCUACGUCAACGCUAUCGGCACGGUGGGCAACAUGCACAUCGGCAUCUACACGCGCUUCCUCAUCAUGUUUUUAACCGACCCCUUGACUCGUCCCACGGAGCAGCGGAUGAAGACAUGGAUUGACUUUACACGACUGAUGAAGCGGUUCGCUCCCACGCGGGCUUUUGACUUUUUCACCUAUGCUGAACUUAUCUAUUGGUACAUUUUUGUCCUGCUCGUCAAUCCGUUCCGAUGGAAGUGGGCUCUCUUCGUGUUCUUUGGUCUUGGGCGAGCAUUGCCUUUGAUGGUGGUGGAACAGGAGGAAAAUUUCCGCAGAGAGCUUCAAAAACAGCACAAGACUGACAAGGCUGAAUAA
Messenger RNA from Penicillium subrubescens, 1603 nucleotides. RefSeq names its product flavin-containing monooxygenase. The record is from RefSeq and is a predicted model, not a curated record. The transcript is spliced from 2 exons. Bases 35 to 1603 code for a protein of 522 amino acids. NCBI's taxonomy places the organism in Eukaryota, Fungi, Ascomycota, Eurotiomycetes, Eurotiales, Aspergillaceae. Gene Ontology annotation, molecular function: N,N-dimethylaniline monooxygenase activity; flavin adenine dinucleotide binding; NADP binding.